CUCUAUUGGGGUCAGGUUUUGUGCCUGUAAUUAUUCCGCCUGCUGUAUUAUAGGAGCUUAGAAUCCCAGCUGCUGGCUCUGGGCUGAAGUUCUCUGAUGGCUCCUGCAGGGUGGACUGGCCCCCUUUCCCUAUGUGUGCUUCUGCUGCUAACCUGUGGCUUUGCCCAUGCAGGCAAGCUGCUGGUAGUACCCAUGGAUGGGAGCCACUGGUUCACCAUGCAGUCGGUGGUGGAGAAACUCAUCCUCAGGGGGCAUGAGGUGGUCGUAGAGGCCAGAGGUGAGUUGGCAACUGGGAAGAAAACUGAAUUGCACAGUGAAGAGUUACUCAACCUCAUACUCCUGGAGGAUCAGGACCGAGAGUUCCUGGCAUUUGCCAAUGAUCAAUGGAAAGGAAAAAUACAAAGUAUAUUUUCUCUAUUAAUGAGUCCAUACAGUGGCAGUUUUGACUUAUUUUUUUCACAUUGCAGGAGUUUGUUUAAGGACAAAAAAUUAGUAGAAUACUUAAAGGAGACUUCUUUUGAUGCAGUGUUUCUUGAUCCUUUUGAUACCUGUGGCUUAAUUGUUGCCAAAUAUUUCUCCCUUCCCUCUGUGAUCUUCACUAGGGGGAUAUUUUGUCAUUAUCUUGAAGAAGGUGCACAGUGUCCUGCUCCUCUUUCCUAUGUCCCCAGAGGUCUCUUAGGGUUCUCAGAUGCCAUGACUUUCAAGGAGAGAGUACGGAACCAUAUCAUGCACUUGGAGGAACAUUUGUUUUGCCACCAUUUUUUGAAAACUGCCCUAGAAGCAGCCUCUGAAAUUCUCCAAACACCUGUCACGGCAUAUGAUCUCUACAGCCACACAUCAAUUUGGCUGUUGCGCACUGACUUUGUUUUGGACUAUCCCAGACCUGUGAUGCCCAACAUGGUCUUCAUUGGUGGUAUCAACUGCAAACAGGGAAAGCCAUUGCCUAUGAUGUUUAGUGAAAGAGUGACUGUUCAGCCAACUCAUGGGAAAGUGAAAUAA
Saimiri boliviensis boliviensis (Bolivian squirrel monkey) is the source of this 999-nucleotide messenger RNA. The record is from RefSeq and is a predicted model, not a curated record. Lineage: Eukaryota; Metazoa; Chordata; Mammalia; Primates; Cebidae.